AAGACUAAACGACGACUCACCGCUAUUGCCAUUACCCACACUCAUAGACUGUGACAGGCUGCGGAAACAAAGCACUGGUACUCGGUGAGGAUGGAGCAAGAAUAUGAUAUUAUCGUGCUUGGAACUGGACUGAAGGAAUGCAUCCUCUCUGGUUUAAUGACUUUAAGUGGGAAAAAGGUUCUCCACAUUGAUAAGAAUCCUUAUUAUGGAGGAGAGAGUGCAUCCAUUUCUCCCCUUGAGGAGCUGUACAAGAAGUUUAAGACUCCUGGUCCUCCAAAAUCGAUGGGCAGAGGGAAAGAGUGGAAUGUUGACCUCAUCUCCAAAUUUUUUCUUUCCACCGGUCAGAUGGUAAAAAUCUUGUUGCACACCGAGGUUACUCGGUAUCUGGACUUUAAAGUCGUAGAAGGCAGCUACGUAUACAAAGGAGGAAAAGUGCACAAAGUCCCCGCCAGUGAAAAAGACGCAGAUGCUUCAGAUCUGAUGGGCAUGUUCGACAAGAGGAGGUUCAAGAAGCUGCUGCUCUUUGCUCUGAACUUUGACAUAAGAAACCCUCGUACCCACCAUGAUGUGGAUCCUCACAAAACGACCACAAGGGAAUUGUUCCAUCGCUACGACCUGGGACUUGAUGUCAUAGAGUUUAUAGGUCACGCCAUAGCCUUGCACAACAGUGAGAGUUACCUGGACCGGCCCUGUGUGGAAACCAUCAGUCGGAUCAGGCUGUACUCCGAUUCGCUGUCCUGUCGAAACACCAGUCCGUACCUCUACCCACUGUAUGGUCUCGGGGAGAUACCACAGGGUUUUGCCAGACUGAAUGCAGAGUAUGGAGGAACGUUCCUGCUGAACAGGGCAGUGGAUGAAAUUGUGAUGGAUAGUGGCAAAGUGAAAGCUGUGAAAUCUGAGGGGAAGCUGUUCCACUGCAAACAGUUAAUCUGUGAUCCCAGCUACGUUCCCAAUCGAGUGAGGAAGGUGGGGCGUGUCGUUAGGGCGAUCUGUUUUCUAAAUCAUCCAGUUAAACACACUCAUGAUGUCAGCUCCUGUCAGAUCAUCAUCCCUCAAACUCAGCUUAACAGGAAGUCAGACAUUUAUAUAUCUGUAGUGUCCUUUGCGCACAACGUGGCAUCAGAUGGGAUGUACAUCGCCACAGUCAGCACAACUGCAGAAACCACCAACCCAGAGAAAGAACUGCAGCCAGGACUCGAGCUCCUCGAACCCAUCGUGCACAAAUUUGUGUCUGUCAGCAAUCUGCUAGUUCCAAAUGAAGAUGGAAAAAAGAGUCAGAUAUUUGUGUCCCGCUCGUAUGAUGCAACAAACCACUUUGAGACUGAGUGUGAGGACAUCAAAGACAUGUACCAGCGACUCACAGGGACAGAGCUCAGCUUUGCAGGAUCCAGGCACCAGUCUCAUAACUCUGAUGACGACUGAGGACAGCUUGAUGUCAGCAGCUGGGAGGCCGUAAAUGUAUGUGGUGUAUAAUCAUCAUUCAUGGAUGAUUAUAUGCCACAGCUGUAAAGCAGAGGGUGUGAUGUAGGGUGUAGACUGAACAGAGAGUGUGCUACGUAA
Pundamilia nyererei is the source of this 1560-nucleotide messenger RNA. RefSeq names its product rab GDP dissociation inhibitor beta. Gene Ontology annotation, biological process: vesicle-mediated transport; small GTPase-mediated signal transduction; protein transport. Bases 91 to 1422 code for a protein of 443 amino acids. The transcript is spliced from 12 exons. Gene Ontology annotation, molecular function: Rab GDP-dissociation inhibitor activity. Gene Ontology annotation, cellular component: cytoplasm. Lineage: Eukaryota; Metazoa; Chordata; Actinopteri; Cichliformes; Cichlidae. The record is from RefSeq and is a predicted model, not a curated record.